CGAACGCACGUUCCACUGGUCGGCGUCUUUCAUUUCAACGAGACUCCUAACCCUCUCCUCUCCUCUCUCCUUUUUCAAAUUUAUUUUCAUCCUUUUGUUUUAUUUAUCCCAUUUUUUCUCAUAUUAUUUGGUUCCGAGAAAAUUCCGAGAGUCAGAGGGCGGGUGCAAGAGUGCAGCUGUCACUUUAGCUAAAUUAUGGAUUAAUAUAGGAUUUGGCGAUGGCGGCAACUGCUCCGUCUGCUGUCAGAGAUUUUCAUCCUGAUGAUGGGGCCAGGCUCCGGGAGAUUGUCCAUUAUGUGAUGAAACACACACGGUACACCGAGGGACAGGCAAAAAAAGCUGUCAUUGAGGUACUCAAGUCUGGAAUAACUGCUAAGACAAUCGUAAAGACUUCCAAAGGAAAAUAUGUGCUGUGUACUGCUGACAAACCGGAAGGUCUCCAUUACAGGAUAAGACAACCAAAAUUCAGUGACAGUAGCAGUGAUUCCAGUGAGUGAUGAAAUAUUUAUCGGAAUAACGUGGAAAAUUCAAUUGCCUGGAGGAAUAAUCGGAGUGUCAGAAAUAGUGAGGAAGUCCUCUGGCACGUGCUGGGGAAACAUGAUACUAGAUUGCACUGGAUUCCGGGGCACUUCAUGAUGUCAUUACUGAUUACGGUUAUGUUUGCUUCAUUAAAAGAUCUAA
This is a messenger RNA of Fopius arisanus, 681 nucleotides long. RefSeq lists its product as uncharacterized. The transcript has 2 exons. The record is from RefSeq and is a predicted model, not a curated record. Bases 219 to 497 code for a protein of 92 amino acids. NCBI's taxonomy places the organism in Eukaryota, Metazoa, Arthropoda, Insecta, Hymenoptera, Braconidae.